CUUGAUUCGUGACUCACUCGAGUCAACUUGUUGAAGUCAAACUCGCACUUGCCAAAACCCAACCUGAUUUGGAAUUCGCUCGGCCCAAAUACGCACCAUCGGAUCACCGGUGUUCUGAUUCUGAACGGAGGGACAUCACACCACCUUGCAGCACCCGCAAUGAUUUUCGACGGCCUGGACUUCCGGUCGAAGAAAGAUGAUGCGUGGUACGCCUGUGGCGUCGUUCUUGACGGAAAGAAGCUCCGAGUGAAGUUCAAGGAUUUUGUGGAGAGCUUCCAUGACGAGGUUUUCUCCAUCUCUGAUUUCUCCACUCACCGUGAAAUUGAACAAUUUCUCCUUAGAUUUCGUCCGACCUCCAUGCCGAUAGAGGAGAAUGAGUGCUCCAAAGUGAUAGAAGGCAUGAUGGUCUCUGCUACAUAUACACGCGAUGGAUUAGUUCGAUUCUUUGAUGCCAUUGUUGAUGCCGUGAAUUACAAAGAGCACACACCUGGGAAGUGCCUAUGCACUUACCUACUAUUCUGGCAACAUGGUCCUGCUGAAGGCAACAUAACUGCAGCAAGUAUCGAUGAUAUAUGCCUUAUUAUGUCUGGUGCCAUUGAUCCCAGAGUGACUGAAUUCGCAAAGCUUGUGAGGGAAAAACUUAGAGGUGCCUCUUCUCAAUCUAGUUUCACAUCCAAGGCUCCAUUUUUGUCUAAAAAAACAAGUUCAAACCAAACUCUCAACAAGUUACAGGAGUUCAGUGGUGAUGGAGACAGUCGUAAUGGUGGAUCAUCUGAAGGGAGGGAAAGAUUCAAGAUUCAACUAAAUGAUCAAGACAGAGAUAUGGGAGCACAAGCAUAUGUUUUUUUAAGCUUGUCAGCAGAAACAUAUGCUAGAGGAGCACUUGUUUUAAAUAGCAAAUCAAAGCUUAAGAGGAUAUAUGAAUUUAUAAACAACCCAAAUCACUUCAUUGUAUCUUCAUCUGGAAGGCCAUGGGUAAUAGCUGAAGACAUGCUUAGAAAUGGAACUUUCAACAUAAACCUUCAGAGCUUGCAGCUAAAGUGUAAGAACCAAAAUACAGAGAGCAAGUUAAUAAUUGUACGAUUAGGAACAGAUGAAUAUACAAGAGCUAAACAACUGAAAGAGAUAUACAUGGAAUUUCGUGAUCAUGUAAAUAUACUUGUGGAGAAGUUAGAUAUGGAGGAGAAGAAGAACUUGAAUCCAUCCAGUGCAAAUUAGAGUCUGCAAAUUGUAUAUAUGCAGUUUCUAAUGAAGGUUUGUAACUUGUAAAGGUGCAAGUUUUUUUGUGUAUGUAUGUGAAGUUGAGAUGUAAGAUAGCAGCUAUUAAGAGACCUGUGUUUGAUUCUUUGUUUGGUAGCUCUAGUGAAAUAAUCAUCUUUGUGUUAGAAUAAACCUACAAUAAUGUGACCUUAGGACCAUUUCUGUAAUGAAUAAUGUGUUAGUAAUAUAUUUACUGAUUGUAUCCUCAAUUAUGCCAUGAUGAUACAACUGGUCCUCCAAUUAUUGUGAGAUGUUACUUGUUGGAAGUAACCAUCAAAAUAUGGAGUGUGGUUAGUGUUCUUGUUUUUACUUGUUCAAUCAUGG
Lactuca saligna is the source of this 1584-nucleotide messenger RNA. Lineage: Eukaryota; Viridiplantae; Streptophyta; Magnoliopsida; Asterales; Asteraceae. The record is from the annotation of a GenBank genome assembly.